This is a messenger RNA of Puntigrus tetrazona (Sumatra barb), 1215 nucleotides long. RefSeq names its product zgc:92591 (gene h2bk1). The record is from RefSeq and is a predicted model, not a curated record. Lineage: Eukaryota; Metazoa; Chordata; Actinopteri; Cypriniformes; Cyprinidae. The coding region runs from base 180 to 533 and encodes 117 amino acids. The transcript is spliced from 2 exons. Gene Ontology annotation, molecular function: protein heterodimerization activity; structural constituent of chromatin; DNA binding. Gene Ontology annotation, cellular component: nucleosome.
GCCGCCACGCCAGAUUGAGUCCAGACGCUUUCCAAUUAGUCUAAACUUCCGCUCACGUCAUAAAUGGCUGAUGAAGGCCUGCUGAAAACCUGCCAAGCGGCAAACACGUAAUUGAGAAUAGAAAAUAUUGUUCUGUGUAAUUAAUAUAAAAUAUAUAUAUAAAAUAAUAAUAAUCCAGUAUGUCCAAUGAAGGAGCAAAGAAGAAAGGUAAAGUGCCCGGGGACAAAAAAGCGUCUAAACGGAAAGCAAAGAGGAGGGAGACUUACGCAGUGUAUAUCUACAAAGUUUUGAAGCAGGUUCACCCCGACACCGGUAUCUCCAGCAGGGCGAUGAGCAUCAUGAACUCGUUCGUCAAUGAUGUGUUCGAGCGCAUCGCUACGGAGGCCUCGCGGCUCGCUCACUAUAACAAGCGGUCGACCAUCACGAGCAGAGAGGUGCAGACCGCGGUCCGGCUCCUGCUGCCCGGAGAACUCGCCAAACACGCAGUGUCCGAGGGCACCAAGGCCGUCACCAAGUACACCAGCUCCAAGUGAGCGCCUGUGAGCUGUCCGAGAGCCAGAGGAGCGCUUCAUUCGUCAAAAAAAAAACAUGUUUGCAAUCACUCCUCAAUAUUAAUAAAUGCACACCAAAAAAAAUCAGUGCAGCUGUUCAUUAUACUGAAUUAAAUGACUGCGGAGGAGAGACUAUUGAUUGACCGUACCAUAUGUACAAUGAAUGUCAUGGCACUUGCAUUGUAUAUGUCCACGAACAUAGGAAAGCCAUUAUGAGAUUUGUUAGUAAAAUAUGGCUAUAUUAAAGUGGAGUUACUGUGUUCAGUAAUCUGUAAUGAAGUCAUGACUUUACACAAAUGUUAGUUGAUGCAUAAGAUGUAACUGGAUUAAAUAUGAUUUAGUUAGCAAGAAAAGUCCGAAUUUUUCGUUAAAUGUCUCUAAUUUAAUAAAGGGUUUCUAGAAUGCUGUAAGUAACAUCAUGCAGACCAGAGCCCUCUAGGCCUGUGACCCUGAUCACGCUGCAAUGUUGUGUUUUUGCCACUAGAUGGAGUCAUUUUAACACUAUUGAGAUUGGAGCAGAGAUAUUCCCGCAGCAUUCACAGAAUCUCCCUCAUUUCGACUUUUAUUCAGGACUUUUUAAGAAGGGGGCAGCAUUUUCAUAUUUCAUAUCACACCGUUUACCUAUUAUUAGUACUGGCAAAGUAUUACAAUUACGUUAAGCACA